AUGGUCCUUGCUCUCACGGGCUUCAGGCGAAGAUGGCUGGGGACAAGCACUGCAGCAGUCACGAAGCUCCACCAAGCAGCAAAGCGAUCCAGAAAUUCAGAUGGCGAACUUCUCGAGCUUUUUCAGACUGUCACUCGUAGUUUGGAAAUCAUCACCCCGCGGCAGCUUGCUCUAGUUGCAUGGUCUGCAGCACGUUUACACUUCAACUUCAGCUGCUAUGAUGCGCGACAAAUCCCACAGCAAAUUCUGAUACGAGCUGCAGAACUGGAUGCGCAAGGCGUAUCAAUGGUGAUGUGGUCAUUGGCCGUCCUCAGCCAUUCCGAGGUGGAGCCGCUUCUGGCUAGCGUUGUGUUGAAGUUGCCCGAGCUGUCCAUCCAAGGAGUGUCCAACACUCUCUGGGCUUGCGCGGUGCUGCGCCAGGAGCGCACGCCGAUGAUGAACGCACUUCAAAGGCAGCCCAUGCUUUCGAAGGUUGCUUUUGCAUCAUCUCAAGCAGCCUCCAACAUAGUUUGGGCAACUGCCCGACUGUCAUGGGCUGGUUCUCCGAUUCAAGAGGCAGCAGCGCAGCUUGCGUGCCAUCGAGUUCUGGAGCUGCGCCCGGCUGAAGCAGCUGCCAUUGUGUGGGCCAUUGCAGGCAAAUCCCGGCCUGGGCCGAGGGCUCGUCGGGCAUUGGACCUCAUCACCCAGCAGGCUGUUUCUUGUCCAGAGCCGAAGAUCAUGGCUGCCUGUGUGUGGUCUAUGGCAACUCUUCUUGUCACUGCAAAGCCUUUGUGGGAGCAACUUCAGGCUGCGGUGGAAGCUGUCAGCAAGCAGGCCAAGGGUUUCAAAUCUCAAGAGCUUUCGCACGUGUUUUGGGGUUUGGCCUCGGUGAGCCUGAGCAGCUCCUCGCCCUUGUGGCAGGCUCUUGCCCAUGCGGCCCUGUCGCAGAUCCAGGAGCUUUCGUCAACAGAGCUCGCAGCAAUUUCUUGGGCAAUGGCCGCCACACGAUGUGUUUGGCCUACAUGGUCGACUGCGCUAGCUGCAUCCAGGGCGCACGACACACCGAACCUCCGCACUCUUGCAUCGCUUGCGUGGUCCUGGGCGACCCUCGAGUUUGAGUCUGGCUUCUUAUCCAGCUCAGUGAAUGAGCAAGCUUGCAAGCUUGUCAAAGCAUAUGCAGACGCAUUCCCUCAACUUCCAGCUGCAGCUUGUCCGCCAGGUUCAGCUCGGUCAAGUUGCAAUCCGUGCAGGGCAGAGCUGCACAAGGAGCUAAUUGAUCCCUUGCUGCAGUUGUCCUGGGCAUUCUCAUUUGCAAAGGUAGAUUCCACCCUGUAUCAAUCAGAAGCAAAGAUCCUCCUUCGCCACGUCGGCUCCACUUGGGACAAGGAGUUCUCUUUGUCUACCGCCCCUAUCAGAAGGACCAGCACAUUUGACGAACCUCAAGUAUUGCUCCAGAAGCCAGGUGUGGUGCUUGUGCUCAAGCCUCCUGGAUGGGAGGUGGAUGGGGGCAAAGAUGCAGGGCAGGCUCGUCCCGAUGGCGCUUUCAAGCUGUCGACCUACUUGCAGCAUUGCUUUCCGUGCAGGCAGGGCGGCGCAACGCAAUGCCAUGAGACGCAUUGGCAUUUCACAGCCAGCUAA
Effrenium voratum is the source of this 1617-nucleotide messenger RNA. The record is from the annotation of a GenBank genome assembly. Lineage: Eukaryota; Dinophyceae; Suessiales; Symbiodiniaceae.